Fusarium proliferatum ET1 is the source of this 780-nucleotide messenger RNA. RefSeq lists its product as uncharacterized. The coding region runs from base 1 to 780 and encodes 259 amino acids. The record is from RefSeq and is a predicted model, not a curated record. Lineage: Eukaryota; Fungi; Ascomycota; Sordariomycetes; Hypocreales; Nectriaceae. The transcript has 5 exons.
AUGUCCAUCUUCAAUGGCGUUGCGCUCGUGACUGGGGCUGCUUCAGGUAUCGGCCGUGAGACAGCUCUAUCUUUUGCACGGGAAGGAUGUAAAAGGAUCGUUAUAGUCGAUCGUGAUGCGAAAAAGCUCGACGACACAGAACUUGCGAUUAAAGAAUCCUUCCAGGAUGUUCAGGUCCUGGCUUUACCAACAGACAUCUCCAAAGAGGAGGACAUCGAGAACCUCUAUAGCCAAACGACCAAAACCUAUGGCAGAGUAGACUAUGUUGUCAACGGCGUGUUGAGUAACAACAAGAGGUCUCAUGAGUCUUCCAUUGAGGAAUUUGAUAUGAUCAACAAUGUCAACUACCGCGGAUGUUGGUUAUCCUCUCGCGCUGCUAUUCAACGUAUGCUCAAGCAAGACCCUCUCCCUACUCAUGACGGAAGACCUGGAGUUCGAGGAAGCAUUGUCAACAUCGCCUCACAACUGGGAGUGGUUGGACGCCCAGCAGCACCGGCCUAUUGCGGGAGCAAGGCAGCCGUGAUUAGCAUGACAAGAUGCGAUGCUAUAGAUUACUCCAAGGAUCUCAUCCGAGUCAACGCCGUUUGCCCUGGUCUUAUCGAUACAGCGAUGACCAGGCCUCAAGCUGAUGUCUUGAGCCCUGCCAUCAACAUCGCUCCAAUGGGUCGCAUGGGUAGCCCGCAGGAGGUUGCUGAUUGCAUAUUAUUUCUUGCAAGCAGUAAAGCAAGCUUUGUUCAAGGAGCUGCCAUGAUGGUUGACGGCGGAUAUGUCAUUAAUUAG